UCGCUAACGUUACUGUCUUCAGCUAUGACAGGUGUAAUUACCGGUGGGACAACAGCUACAAGGAGAUGCACACUCGUGCUCACAUUAUUAUCGUGUAACAUUAAACAAUGUUACGUUAAUGUCGUGGUAGGCUUCUUUGCCCCGUCUUGCGAUAAAGGACGUCUGUGUGAAGCUUAACGGUAACGUUACAGCUUGCUCGAUAGCGUGAGCGUAACUACUGUUCCCUGACAACAUGUUUACAAACAGCGUAGUUAACGUUAGUCCAGUAUGUUAUCAUGGCAAGCAUGUUGGCGAGCAUCAGUUGACAGGCCAUAAAGUGGCUGUGAAGAUCCUAAACAGACAGAAGAUCCGCAGUCUCGAUGUCGUUGGGAAGAUCAAGCGCGAGAUCCAGAAUCUCAAACUAUUCAGACACCCACACAUUAUCAAGCUGUACCAGGUGAUAAGUACACCCACAGAUUUCUUCAUGGUCAUGGAGUAUGUGUCUGGAGGUGAGCUGUUUGACUACAUCUGCAAACAUGGACGGGUGGAGGACACAGAAGCUCGCCGUCUUUUCCAGCAGAUUAUCUCAGCUGUAGACUACUGCCACAGGCACAUGGUGGUCCACAGAGACCUCAAACCUGAGAAUGUCCUGCUGGAUGCCAGCAAGAACGCCAAGAUAGCCGACUUCGGACUGUCAAACAUGAUGUCAGAUGGGGAGUUCCUACGGACGAGCUGUGGCUCACCCAACUAUGCAGCUCCAGAGGUCAUCUCAGGAAGGCUGUAUGCAGGUCCAGAGGUGGACAUCUGGAGCUGUGGCGUGAUCCUGUACGCUCUGCUGUGCGGCACUCUGCCCUUUGAUGAUGAGCACGUCCCCACGCUGUUUAAGAAGAUCAGAGGAGGCGUCUUCUACAUCCCAGAGUACCUGACUCGAUCUGUGGCCUCUCUGCUCAUGCUCAUGCUGCAGGUGGACCCUCUGAAGAGAGCCACCAUCAAAGAUAUCAGGGAACAUGAAUGGUUUAAGCAGGACCUGCCAGGCUACCUGUUCCCAGAGGACCCCUCAUAUGAUACCACAGUCCUGGAUGAGGAGGCCGUCAGGGAAGUGUGUGAGAAGUUUGAAUGCACUGAGUCCGAGGUUGUGUCCAGUCUUUACAGCGGAGAUCCACAGGAUCAGCUAGCAGUGGCCUAUCACCUUAUAAUAGACAACCGGCGCAUUAUGACCCAGGCCAGCGAGUUCUACUUGGCCUCCAGUCCUCCACAGGGCUCCUUCAUAGAAGAGGGCAUGCCGCUACCCCCCGGGGUCAAACCCCACCCAGAGAGGAUGCCUCCGCUCCUUGCUGACAGCCCCAAGUCUCGUUGCCCUCUGGAUGCUCUCAACACCACCCGGCCCAAACCUCUGGCAGUGAAGAAGGCCAAGUGGCACCUCGGGAUCAGGAGUCAGAGCAGACCCUAUGACAUCAUGGCUGAAGUGUACAGGGCUAUGAGACAACUCAGCUUUGACUGGAAGGUGGUGAACCCAUACCAUCUGCGGGUACGGAGGAAGAAUCCAGUGACAGGAAACCUGGUGAAAAUGAGCCUGCAGCUAUACCAGGUGGACAACAGAUCCUAUCUCCUCGACUUCAAGAGCAUCGACGAUGACAUCAUUGAAGCAAUGGGCUUUAAAUCGGGGUCGUCCACUCCUCAGAGGUCAGGUUCAUCGGCCGGUCUCCUCAGACCCAGACUGAGCAUCGACUCUGCAAGCCCAGCGAUUGAUCUGCCCCAGCUCAGCUCCUCUCUCCCUGGGUCGCUGUCCGGUAGCUCCCCUCUACUCACGCCACGUCAGGGAUCACACACCAUGGACUUCUUUGAAAUGUGUGCCAGUUUGAUCACCACGCUGGCACGCUGAGACCUGUCAACUCCAAACCUCGCUGUAACCUGUUUUUUAAGCCAGCCUGAUCCGGGAUGUAGGGAGUGUAGGUGUUCAGAGUGACUUCCUCUUUCUGUCUCCUCUCCAUCUCUGUUCCGGUUGAAUUAUACUGGAUGGGUUAAUGGAAAUGUGAAAAGCAAAGCCUGUCACCUCAGAUUAAGGAGACAUAGAGAGGAAGCCUUUCUCAGAAAGGCAGAUAGAUAGCUUCUUUUUUCUUAUUUUGACAGAGUCCUUGGGUCAGAGUCUUGAAGUUUAGACAUCUGGCCACAGUUUGUGAAAACUGAUCCUGGGACUGGAAUCUGUGAACUAGCAGAGGCCCAGUAAAAGAGAGGUCACAAUUCACAUGGGAGUCAGCAAAGGUCAAGUUCUCUACCACUCCUCCCACAAAUACCCUUAUCAACUGCUGAAAUGUCAUCACCCACCAUAACACUUAACGGUGGGAAAUCCUGCUGCAUUUUCCCCAGUCACUGAUCAGAGGUCAGUUUAGCUACUUGUCGUAUAUUUUGAUUAAGGCACUGGUUGUUAAAACUGACAUUAAAUCUGUGUCUGAGGGAACAUUAACAUGUAAGAUUUUAUUUCAGGUUUUACAGUAUAUAGUUUGUAAAGAAACAGCUUUUGUUAUUCAUUUAUAUUAUAUUUAUAUACAAUCAGAUGAUGUAGCUGAAAAGGUAAAUAAAGGUAUACCAAAUAACAGACUUUAUAGACCAGAAAGAAGAUUAUUAUUUAGAUAUCAGAUCCAUAUUUAUUUUUGAGAGAUUGUUUUUCGGCACUGUAGUUAUUUUAUUCUAGCACAGCAUCGAGAGCUUUAUCCUGAUUUUAAGUAGAUUGUAGAAAUUUAAUGAACCUAGGGAGACGGCAGGAUAGUAGGACCAUAAUAAUCGGUAUUGCACGGUACUGACUGUGUCCUUCAUUUAGUGUUGAAGCGCAGAAACACACCACCUCCCGUGGGUUUUCACAGCCACAAUAUUAUCUGACUUUUUUUGCACAGCAAUGGAUGUAUUUCAAAGAUACUGUGCUUAUUGUACUUUUCUCUAUUGCGCAUUCAGUAACUGUCGCAAAUAUGCAACACGCAUACACAGGCUCGUUGACACUUCAGUCUAGUCGUUAAAAAUCUGAGCAGUUGUUAAUAUGCUGCUCACCCAUGCAUGUACAGAUUCAUUCAGUCAUUUUAAAAAAAGCAAAUCUUUGUCAAUUUUCAAUAUGGCACUGAUAAACUUAAUUAGCCCUGUGUCCAUCCUGUAGGUGGAUAAAAAUGAGGGGAUGAUGAUAAUCCAGGAGGAGUAAAAGAGGCAGUGAGAUGGUGUGUAUCUGCUGCAGGACAGUGUAAGCCACAGAAACCUUUCUCCAGAUGCCUUAAAGAAUGCAACACAGUCAUUCUGUGCAUAUAUUUAUGGAGAGAGUGUGUGCAUGAGGAUUUCUGCAGAGAUUUGUGAGAUUUGUAGAAAGUGUGAAUCGGUGAACAAAGUGACGAGGGUCAAAACAUGAUGCUUUGGUGUUUUUGUAGCUGUGUGGGUCUCCUCUGUUUAGUAGUUGUCUGUUCAGUCUGCACUUUAAAACAGACGCCAGGAGUUUGCGGAUUUACUGUACCUGUUGUUUCUGUCCUACGUUUUGAUGAAUGCCACUGUGUUAUUUCUUAUACAAAUGUUUAAUGCAUUGUCUUGUCAGAUCGUACCAGGCAUUGUGUAUCAAUGUUGUCAUACAAUAUUUUUUCAAAAUCUCUUCUGACUGAAUGUAAAGUGGAAGGUGCCGCUGCUCAGAUGAAGCCUCUCAUCUAUCUUUCUGUCUGGCUUUGUUCUCUCGGUUUUAGAGCAGUGUUGUUUUGAUGGAGAGCAAAGAACUGUUGCCUUUCUGCUGUUCAGUAAAACACAGAGGUUGGAGGGGCGGUACAGACUUUACUUUAGACUGGUGUCACAAAUAGGAAACCCCAAAAUGGCCAAUAAUUAAUAUUUUUAAUAUUCUGUGAUUAUAUGUAAUUAUUAUUAUAUUUUAAUCAUCAUUGUUAUCUUCACUUGGGGCAAAUGAUUGGCAGAAGGGCAAAGAGGCAGGGGUUUGUGAUAAAACUAAAUUAAAUAAAAUGUUUUAUAGAGUUAGUAUAACAUAAGAGUGAUUACCUAAUAUUUGAUUAUAAGGAGGAGAAUUUGGUAACGUUGAAGGUUCACACACAUCAGUCUAGACUAUGACUCUUCAACCAGUUGCAAUGUUGUUGACUGAGUACUUUGUUGGACCUACAAUAAUUUGAUGUAGACUGAGGUUCUAGUUUGUUGCAUCGUGUUUGAAAUGGGGUCACUAAUGUUUGCCUUAUAAGAGCAUUGUGAAGGCUUUUGGUCAAUUUCUUGACAGUCUUUGUUACUCUGCUGACACCCUUUAUUACAUGUAUGGUGUUUUUAUGUCCUGUGAGGGGUUGCCUUUCCACUGAAUAUACUUUGAUGUCAGGGAGACCCUCUGCUCCCUGCUGCAAGACACAUGCAACUGCUCACACACAGCUUUAUAAACACUAAUCCAUGUUGUUCAGUCAACCCUCUGUAUUACACUCUAUUGCUGUCUUAAAUGACUUGUCCUCUGUAUUGUGAGGUCACAUCACGAUCAAAUCUGGUCUGAUCCAUUAUGCAUUUGUUCCUGAUUCUGCUCUUGACAAUGUAACAUACUGAUCAGUGAAGUACACUAUCUUACAGAGGCCAUGGGUUGUAUUUAUAAGCUCCUGAUAUAACCAAUAUUUGCUGUCAGAUGUAGUACUGUACCAUUACAACUGUAUGCACCUACCAGUGGCAUGUUAGUCAUGUAAACUCUAAUCUUUGUCAGAGCUGGGAAACACAUGCCAGAGGGCCUAAUCAAUACAGACUUUCCGUGUUGUACCAAAGUGAGUAUUUUCAACAGCAAGGCUGUGCGCUCUGUUUAUCUGUGGUGGGGUUCUUAUGAUUACCGUAACAUUAAAUACCCCAGUGUAUGUCAUUUGUGUGUGACAUGUCUGCACUCGCACUGGUUAUUGUGAAGGAAUGUGUAUAAGAGUGUGUUUCAGCGUGUGUGUGUGUGUGUGUGUGUGUGUGUGCGUGAAUGUGACAGUGUGUUUCACUUGUCUCUCCUCGUCUCUGUCUGAUUGGGGUUUGGAUUUCUCUUGUUAUGCACUGCAUGAUGUUGCUGUUAUGAUUUGCACUUUAAUGAGUAUUUAUUGAAAAACAAUAAACAAACACAUAAAAGCAAAA
This is a messenger RNA of Micropterus dolomieu (smallmouth bass), 5082 nucleotides long. RefSeq names its product protein kinase, AMP-activated, alpha 2 catalytic subunit (gene prkaa2). Bases 233 to 1861 code for a protein of 542 amino acids. Lineage: Eukaryota; Metazoa; Chordata; Actinopteri; Centrarchiformes; Centrarchidae. The transcript has 10 exons. Gene Ontology annotation, molecular function: protein serine/threonine kinase activity; ATP binding. The record is from RefSeq and is a predicted model, not a curated record. Gene Ontology annotation, cellular component: cytoplasm. Gene Ontology annotation, biological process: cellular response to glucose starvation; intracellular signal transduction; protein phosphorylation.